Molecule: messenger RNA, 1067 nt
Organism: Hordeum vulgare subsp. vulgare (domesticated barley)
Lineage: Eukaryota; Viridiplantae; Streptophyta; Magnoliopsida; Poales; Poaceae
Product: probable acetyltransferase NATA1-like
Exons: 1
Coding region: 112-795 (227 amino acids)
Molecular function (GO): N-acetyltransferase activity
Source: RefSeq, a predicted model, not a curated record
UCCAUUUUCCACCGGUCACCUCGUCACGGAGCAGAGCAGCAACCCUAGCUGUAGUGCAGCGCAUCCCACCCACCCCCACCCCACCCCUAUCGCUCCGAACCCCGCACCAGGAUGGCGGCGCCGACGACCUUCUCCGGCGAGGUGUGGGCGGAGCUGCGGCUGGCGGACGCGCGCGACGUGCCCCACAUCCACAGCCUCAUCCACCAGAUGGCGGAGUUCGAGCUCCUCACCGACCUCUUCGCCGCCACCCACGAGCUCCUGGCCUCCACGCUCUUCCCCACGCCCCAGCCGGCCCCCUUCGCCUCCUUCACGGCCCUCAUCCUCGACUUCUCCCCGUCCCCCGUCCCCUCCUCCGCCGACACUGUCGGCUCCCGCCGCCUCGACCUCUCCGCGUCCCCGCUCGCCGACCCGGAGGCGGCCGCCUUCCCGUCCCCGCGCGGCGGCGGGCGCGUCACGGCCGGGUUCGUCAUCUGCUUCCCCAACUACUCCACCUUCCUCGCCAAGCCGGGGCUGUACGUGGAGGACAUCUUCGUGCGCGCGCCCUGGCGCCGCCGCGGGCUCGGCCGCAUGAUGCUGUCCGCCGUCGCCGGCAGGGCGGCCGAGAUCGGGAUGGGCCGCGUCGAGUGGUGCGUGCUCGACUGGAACCAGAACGCCAUCGACUUCUACGAGGGGAUGGGCGCCGAGGUGUUCAAGCAGUGGCGCAUCUGCCGGCUCACCGGCGCCGCGCUCGACAAGUACAAGGGCGCCGGCGGCAGCCAGGGUGAGGAGGAGGACGCCGGCGGGAAGGCCGAGUAGGCCAGUAGGAGUCGAGAGAUCUGGGCUCCGGCGACUGGUAAUAAUAAUAAAGGAGGUGGAUUCUGCCUCCACUUGGUGGUGAUGCAUUCCUUGUUGCUACUAUUACAGAUUUAGUGCAUUGAUAUGUUGUUCAUGUGAGAUGCAUUAUGGACCUGGACCUGGACCUGUUCUUGCCUUCCUUGGAAUAUGUAUUGAAUCGAAGCUGAAACUGGAAUUGUUCCCUGUUACUAUCAUAUUCUGCAUAGGAAUACAUGAUUGAUUGGAGCUGGAAA